AAUAAACAACGAUAUUUUGAAUUUUUGACCAGUCAAAUAAUUUGACUCCUCAAAUGACCUCGGUUUGCUUCUAUGCAAAUUUUCAAGUCUUACCUUUUUCUUUUGACUCCUGCUCUGUAUACAAAUACAACCGUAUACUUGUGUAUACACAUGCGAAAUCUCACGAACCCUAGAUUUUCAAUUCUAUAUUUGUUUCUUUCCCCUUUCCGUUCACGUCGAGAUUCCAAUGUCUGAGCCUGUGUUAUUCAGCUGAGGACAACCUAUUUAUAACGAAAUUAGAUGCUUAGCGAUUGCGCUAUCUUAAGAUUGUUGAAAAAUCAUUAAUCGGUUGGGGGAUGAUGAUAAAUUAUACACUUCUGGUGAUUUUGCUUGUACCUGCAGUAAUUUCUUCUCGUGUACCUGCAGAUUCGGAGGGGGAAGUUGCAGGUUCAAAAAGUCAAGUGUUAGUUGAUGGUAGUGAUGGUAGGGUGAAGGAGAAAGCUGCUCUUACCAAGAAUGUUGUUAAGUUGGAUAAUAAUGAUCCGAAGGAGCAGAUUGAUCCUAAUGAAAAAGAGGAGCUAAAAAAGGGGGAUGGUGGAGAUCACAGGGAUGAGGGGUCUAGUUCUGAGUCAAAAAAAGAAUCUAAAGAAGGGAGAUUGCCACCGGUAAGAGAAAAAUGUGAUACCUCAUCGAAUCAUUGUACGGAUGAUGAUAAGACGUUAGUUGCUUGUCUGAGAGUUCCCGGGAAUGAAUCGCCAUCGCUUUCACUUUUGAUACAGAACAAAGGUAAAGGUCCCCAGAGUAUCACAAUUUCAGCCCCUGACUCAGUUCAGCUAGAGAGAAAACAGAUUGAGCUGCAAGAGAACAAAGAUACAGAGAUGAAGGUUUCUCUCAGGGAUGUGGGAAAUGGCCACUCCAUCGUCCUGACGGCAGGUCAUGGCAACUGCAUUCUCGAUUUGAAAGAUGAAUUCACAAGCAGGAAGAUGGAUCACACUCCGAGCUCUUCAAACUUGAUUAUCUCUAGGCCAACUCUAUUUAGGGGAGUUGUGUUUUUGGGUGGCUUGGUAAUAGUUGGUGUUUCAAUUUUCAUGUGUAGCAAAUCAGGGAGGAAUUACUUUGCAAGAAAAGAUUGCAAAUACCAAAGGCUCGAUAUGGAGCUACCCGUUUCCCGCGGCACCAACCCUAACGAUGGCUGGGAUAACAGCUGGGGAGAUACUUGGGAUGAUGAAGAAGCUCCGGUAACCUCCUUGCCCCUCACUCCAACCCUUAAGUUUAAGGAAGGUUGGAAAGAUUAAAGAAACAAUGCAUACAUCUUGGAUUUUUUUUUUUUUUUUGAGUUGGAGGAGUAGGAGCGGUGAAGGUUGAACCCGAAACACGUCUCUUUUAUUCGAGGUUUGCCGUUUGGGUGUUCAUGAAGGGAUAGAGUUCGCUUUUAACUCUGAAUAUGCUGAUGACACACUUACGUUUCUUCAUUCAGUGUUGAUGCAUAAGCAAUUGGACAUACAUUACAAAACGGAGUUUCUGAAGAAUUUUUUAGAAACAAACAUUUGAAAUUUAAA
Molecule: messenger RNA, 1538 nt
Organism: Salvia miltiorrhiza (redroot sage)
Lineage: Eukaryota; Viridiplantae; Streptophyta; Magnoliopsida; Lamiales; Lamiaceae
Exons: 5
Coding region: 336-1274 (312 amino acids)
Source: RefSeq, a predicted model, not a curated record